Messenger RNA from Manis javanica (Malayan pangolin), 343 nucleotides. It is a transcript of the gene STRIT1, whose product is annotated as small transmembrane regulator of ion transport 1. The record is from RefSeq and is a predicted model, not a curated record. NCBI's taxonomy places the organism in Eukaryota, Metazoa, Chordata, Mammalia, Pholidota, Manidae. Gene Ontology annotation, biological process: regulation of slow-twitch skeletal muscle fiber contraction; regulation of ATPase-coupled calcium transmembrane transporter activity.
UCGCUAUUUAAAGUUCGAAGAGACACUGGAUAACAAUAACGAAGACGUAAGCGUGGCCCUAAACACCUCACCCAACAACAGUAAGAAUGGCUGAAAAAGAGUUUAUAUCAUCACGCCUUGUAGUCCCUAUUCUCCUCUUGAUUGGCUGGAUCGUGGGCUGCAUAGUAAUGGUUUAUGUUGUCUUCUCUUAGGAAGGCAAGAAGACUACAGAUUGAAUCAUUUAGAAGAAUUAAGAAAAGCAUGAACAUGACAGACUAAAUGUUUCUCAUGUAAAUGACAGCGAUGUUUGACAUCACUUUAUAAACUCUGAUUUGUAAACUGGUACUUUGGUGUGCAUGAGGAU